AUGACGGAAAGUUUAAAGGCAAGUUUUAUUGAGUCCUUGGGUCUGAGACUAGAGGCCUUGUUGCCAAAUAGGAGCGGUUAUUCUCUUGAUGAAGUCGAGCUUAAUCCACAGUUUAUCUCCACUGUCAACCUUCUCUUAUGUUGUGCAAAAGCCUCCCCAAAUAACGGAAACCAAAACUUUGUAUCCGAAAUUAUAGAAGUUUUUGUAUCCCUCAUAGAGAAGUUGAACAUUGAUCCCACGACUCGGAGAUUGCGAGAGCGAGAUGAAAAGUCCUUGACGUCCACAUUGGCGGUAACAAAAUUGCUCUCUGCCUUGCUCCGACUCAAUUGGGAUGACACGAAAACACCCGAAGAUUUUUCUAUGAACAAUGGCGUUUGCUAUGACUAUGAGAUUGCUCACAACCCUGAUUGCUUGGAUUUGUAUUCUUGUCCACCUCCACCUCCACUUGCGAUUAACGUGUCAAAUUAUCUUGAUGUGUUGCUUUCUAUUUUGUCGGGUGAAGUGAACAGACAUGCUUUGGCAGCAAUACGCAGAGUAAGACCGGAAACCCUUAGUAAUCCCGAGUACUUUGUUGCGACUAGCCCAGAAUACUCGCACGAAGAAAUGCUUUCUCAUAUUAUUGCGAUUGAUCGAUACAUUAGCAUUGUAUUGCGCUAUAUCGCAGCAGCUAACCCGCAUGAUUAUUUUGCAUUUUUGAAACGAAAAGUGUUUGCUUGGUCUGAACGGAACGAGCUAAUUCCAACUUCUGCAAUGCAAAAAUAUGCGUGUCUGCUAAGAUACUUAUACUGCACGCCAGAGAUCACCAUCUCUCAUUUGCGACGAACAUACACCGCAAUUCCUUUUAUACGCUCUACAGUAUGGAAGGAGCUUUUCCUAUACUACAAUUCCUUGAACUUACAAGCUCAAUGUGUUUAUAGACCUGACUUCUACUCGAAAAACAUAUAUCCUGGGAGUGCAGCAGAGCAAAACUGCAAGCUUUUGUUCGAUUUUGUGGUGACAGUUUUUGACGAUCAGUCGGUUGUGGCGCCAUCGCUUUCUUCAUGGCUUGUUCUUCCGUGCGUUUCAGAUUUCGACGAGUUUUUGUCGAAACCCAACAAACUCAAGCAGUCAUUCAACAAGCGAAUAAAGUUCUUGGCUAGUUUGAUUCGUGAUGCACGUUCAGCCAACGAUUUAAACUGCUUUGAAUGUUUGAUUGACAUCUUUUACCUAGGCUCUCGCAUUCCUUAUGUAUCAGGUGGUGUUCGAGAGUUCACAGCACGUUAUCUUGAUGAAACGUAUACAAACUUGCAGAAGAUACGCCCGAAGCUAAAUACCGAUGCAGACCAAAAGAGGUUUAGUAUUGUGCUUGUGAAGUUUCUUGUUUCUGCCAUUGUUAUCAACAAAGAGAAGUAUGUGUCUCAUUUCUUUGAAGUCAUAAAGGAAAAGAUUGAUCAAUUGGAUGACAUGCGCAUGGACACAAGCUUCUGCAGGGAUGUUCAGAUUUACAUUCGGGUAAUCAAAGAAUUGUCGGAACCUGCUUCUUACUCCUCUGUGUUUGAGGAAUUAAUGUCUGAGUUGGCCCCCCAGUUAAGAGAGUUGGUUCUUUGUUUGUGUCAACAGUUAGAGGAUUUUGACUCUGCGAGAGAUCUCAGCUCACUCUCCAGAUCAGAAUCUUCCUUGAAGCUUGCAUCGCCAAAGACUUUGUCGCCUAAAAUAUCGUAUCAAGGAAGUGAAAAUAAUACUCCUUUAGAAGCCGCUGUUUCAGUAUCUAAGGGUCUGUCUUCUGGAAAAACCACCGUUGAUUCAUCAUUUGAUAAAAAUAACACUGGUGAUAUAUCAUCCAUUGAGCCUAACUUGGAAUGUGUUGGGAUCUGGGAAAAGAUUUUAUCAGACUUGCUACUCGUUUUCACCGCAGCACCACAGAGAUUCUUCAUAUGCGGGACAUAUGAUACGAAAGCUCCUUUGGAGGAAGUAUCUUCGGAGCUUUUCAUGUUCGCACGUCAUGUCUCAUCACCUAUUGGAAUUGCGUGUAAGUUCAAAAGUGUUGUUGGUACUUCUAUUUUAUUCGACUCCGCAUGUUCAUUAUCUAUGACAUUAGUAAGAAAAGAUACGAAAGAUCUCGAAAGUACCGAGACGAGGUCAUGCACCACUGCCCUUAUUCGCAUUUUUGUGAUCCAAUCCACAGCUGAGGCCUGCGCUUGCCUCUCUUUAGUGGACCCUAAGUUCAAGUCCUGUUUUGUUUUCUUAAACAGAUUUUUACAGGAGAUUAACCUUUCACACAAUGUGACCAAUGCUAGCAAGAUGUUCGGCAAUGACCUUAUACAUAGAAAUUGCUCAUCAGUGGUGCAAUCUGUUGAGAUAAUUCUCUUAUUGGCAUUAUGUACACAUGAUGUACAAUUUUUCAGUGUGGCCAAAAUCUUCAUGAAAUGGCAUAUUUUGGAGAUGAACAAAAUAUUGCAACCUGCCUUACCCUCAGAAGAGAAUCUAUUCAAAACUUUGGGAGACAUUUUGAGCGACAAUUUGGCGUUCACGGGGCUUGUUUCACUCCAUAAGAGGAUAAGAUCUAUUCUCAUGAGUGCAAGACCAACCAUAUCGUUGUAUCGUGUUUGGGUCUUGGUUUAUGAAAGAUGGCUUAAACUAGUUGCCGAGAUUCCGGAGUCUGGAGAAGAGAGUCUUGUUUUCCGUAAUUUUACUGGAUUUUUGGUUUGUACAUCAGGCUGCUUUUUUGCAGACAGUUUCGCAAAAGCCCAUCCUGUGGAGAAAGAAAUUAUCGUUUCAAAAGUUUCAUCUUUCUUUGAUAAAGCGAUUGAUUUAUCGGACUCUGACGACUUAGUCACCCGUGUGGUAAUCAAAGAAGCCUUAUCUAAUGAGCCUCACCCAGAUGUGUUCUUUAUGAUAGGUGAAAAACUAACAAAGGUUGCUGCUUCAUACAUUGAGGCUGGGGUAGCUACAGAGAAAGCGAUACUCUACAUGGAGCAAAUGAUAUCUAUUACUACGGCGAUGGUAGCGCUGAGUAAUGAUGGCUCAUUCACAUUAACGGUUGUAUUACCCGACUUCAGCGAGUUGUUAGUAAAGUUCAUUGAGUUUGUACCGAACUCUGUGCAGCAAAUUAAAUUGAAGCUCCGAUUUUGCAAGUUUGUCCAUACUGUGGAAUCGUCAAGGAGUGAUUUUGGUUUCUCUGGGGACUAUAAAACUAGAAAUGCCUUUGCGAAAAUCUCAUUGGAUUGGCUUGAGCAAGCACUCUUUGGAAAGACUAGCUCUGAAUCAGACCUGUCCACCUAUGCUCUGUUGGACCUUACAUCCCCAGCAUCCGCAAAUCCGAGCAUAGUUUCUAGCAGCAAGACGUCGGAAAUCGAAUACUUAAAUGUUGAGCUUGCCAGUGAAUGCUCCAAGGCUCUUGUAUUACAGUUGGAAUACUUAAUUUUGGAGGUCCCAGAAGGUACUAAGGAGAAGAAUAUCAAGCGCAGCAGAAAUUUGAUUUUUUCGAAUUAUUUUUCUUUGUUCUAUAAGAUUUUGCAAAAGCAUACAUCUACAAGUCCUAGUCCAUUGAUGAUAAGGUCAAAGUAUAAGAUUCAAACAAUCACGGAUCAUGUGUUGAAGUCCAUUUCGAAUGUGCUUCAAGCGAACGGUGAAGUUGGAAUGCAGUUUGUUCUUCCAUUGGGCUACCAUGAAAAUAAGAAAAUUCGAUCUUUUUUCUUGAACAUUUUUGCUGAUAUGCUAAAAUCACGAAAACAACACCCCACUGAUGAAUAUCUGGAUGAGAUGGUCUGGAUGUUGGCAGAAUGCUAUGAUGUUGUUGGGGCAGUGGCUUUCGUGGCAUCACCUGCUGAGCACAAUCUAUUGGCAACCUCGCUUCAUGGAGUAUUUAGCUAUACUUCGAAGUUAGAUGUUUUGUUUUUAACAUUGUUGAGAGAAGAGGUUAGCAGUAUAUCUCGGUCUUCUGAUAUUUUUAGACGAAACAGUACACUCACCCGAUUAAUGUCAAUUUUUUGCAAAAGAAGAUGGGUUGCCCUAUUUAACUGUUGUCUUGAAGCCAUUUAUUGA
Messenger RNA from Clavispora lusitaniae ATCC 42720, 4023 nucleotides. RefSeq names its product Ras GTPase activating protein (gene IRA2). The record is from RefSeq and is a predicted model, not a curated record. Gene Ontology annotation, biological process: regulation of GTPase activity. Lineage: Eukaryota; Fungi; Ascomycota; Pichiomycetes; Serinales; Metschnikowiaceae.